AUGGCUCCUACCUUUGGUGCCACUCAGUUUUCCAUCUUCUACUUCAUCAGGGCAGCCAAUCAAGACAAAUGGCCCGUCAAGCAUGAUAUGAUCUAUGUGCUGGCGUCAAUAAUGGUGUGGGGCUCCAUCACAAUCUCUCUCAUGGAAACAAAAGCUCCAGUUUGGUACACGUUCUUGGGAUGCUGGGCAUUUGGUGCUGUUUUCGAGUUGACCAUCCUGGGCCUGCUGGUCACGUUGUCGGCACCCCAAGACUUCGCUGUUGGGAACUCGCUCGGCUCUGCCCGAGCAAUGAUUCUGGUGGCCCUUUUCCUGUCCAUCCUCUUCCUGGGCUACGGAUCCCGCGAAAAGGGAAUACGACUCGAUGAAGAAAGCCGAUCUCUGCUGGUGAGCGAAAACAUCGAGUCAGACGGAUCCCCAUCUUAUGGCAGCCUUCCCUCGUCGGUGAAUGACCGAGAUAGUGACAAAGACGAUGACUCGGACGACGACGAUGAGGAGAUGAAAGAACUGCAGCAGAAGCGACUGGAGGAAGAGGGUGGUUGGUGGGGCUACCUGAAAGGCUUCGUGAUCUUCCUGCCUCUGAUCUGGCCGUACAACAACCGGCGAAUGCAGUUCUGGCUGGGGGUUCUCGUUCUGACGCUUACGGCGGAGCGGUUCCUGACGGUCCUCAUUCCUCGUCAACUAGGCAUUAUUACAGACGCGCUGUCCAAUGCCGGCGAAACCAGAUAUUUCCCUUGGAAAGAGCUUCUCGUUUGGGCGGCCCUCAAACUUGUCAGCGUGUCCGCUGGCUUCGACCUGCUCCGAACAAUGGCCACCACCCGGGUUUCAGCAUACGCAUACCGGCAACUGUCGUCGGCAGCCUUCAAUCACGUCAUGGGAUUGUCGAUGGACUACCACAGCGCCAAAAGCUGCGGCGAGGUGCUGAAAGCCAUCGAGCAAGGGUCCGACAUCCACAACGUCAUCGACACGGUGCUGUUCGACGCCGGGCCGGUGCUGAUCGACCUCGUGGUGGCAGCCGUGUACCUGUCAUCCGUGUUCGACGCGUACAUGGCGCUCAUCAUCAUCGCGACCUCCAGCGCCUACAUCUACGCCGGCAUCCGGGGCAACAGCUCGCUCGCGGCCAAGCGGCGCGACUACACCGAAGGCGAGCGCAAGGGCAACGAGAUCCUGUACGACUCGGUCAGCAACUGGCAGACGGUGACGUACCACAACCGGCGGCGCUUCGAGCAGGACCGCUACCUCGAGGCCGUCGACAGCUUCAAAGCGAAGGAAGUGCGCUACUACGACGUCAUGAACUACAUCGACUCGGCGCAGAGCCUGAUCAUGGCGCUGGGCCUGCUCACCAGCGCCUUCCUCGCGGCAUCCCGCAUCGCCGCCGGCCAGGCGCCCGUCGGCCACCUCGUCCUGCUCAUCACCUACUGGGGCUCCAUCCAGGAGCCGCUCAGCCACCUGACCUGGACCCUCCGCACCACCGCCUCGCAGCUCAUCGGCGCCGAGCGCCUCCUCCAACUCCUGCAGACCAAACCCUCCGUCGCCGAGAAGCCCGGCGGCGCCCCGCCCCUGCGCGCCGCCAACAACGGGGGCGGCAGCCGCGUCGUCUUCGCGAACGCGGCGUUCGCCUACGACCCGCGCAAGCCGACCCUCCGCGACGUGUCGUUCGCCGCCGAGCCGGGCCAGACGGUGGCGCUGGUCGGCGAGACGGGCGGCGGCAAGUCGACCAUCCUCAAGCUGCUGCUGCGCUUCUACGACGUGACGGGCGGCAGCAUCACCAUCGACGGCCAGGACGUGCGCGACGUGUCGCUCGACUCGCUGCGCGGCGCGCUCGGCGUGGUCCCGCAGGACCCGGCGCUGUUCAACCAGAGCAUCAUGGAGAACGUGCGGUACGCGCGGCUCGACGCGACGGAUGAGGAGGUGCGCGAGGCGUGCCGCGCCGCUGUCGUGCAUGAUAAGAUUGAGUCGUUUCCCGACGGGUACGCGGCGCGCGUGGGGGAGCGCGGGGUUAAGCUUUCGGGGGGUGAGCUGCAGCGGUUGGCUAUUGCGCGGGUGUUUUUGAAGGAUCCGCGGAUCGUGUUGUUGGAUGAGGCGACGAGUGCGAUUGAUUCGGGGACCGAGGCGCGGAUUCAGGAGGCGUUCCGGAGGUUGAGUGCUGGGAGGACGACGUUCGUUAUUGCGCAUCGCUUGUCGACUAUCAUGCAUGCUGAUCUUAUUCUUGUGGUGGAUAAUGGUCGGAUUGUGGAGAGGGGGUCGCAUGCGGAGCUAUUGAAGAAGGGGGGCAAGUAUCAAGAGCUGUGGUCGAAGCAGUCGCCUGAUGGAAAGCUGUAG
Molecule: messenger RNA, 2319 nt
Organism: Lasiodiplodia theobromae
Lineage: Eukaryota; Fungi; Ascomycota; Dothideomycetes; Botryosphaeriales; Botryosphaeriaceae
Product: ABC transporter protein
Exons: 3
Coding region: 1-2319 (772 amino acids)
Biological process (GO): transmembrane transport
Cellular component (GO): membrane
Molecular function (GO): ATP binding; ABC-type transporter activity; ATP hydrolysis activity
Source: RefSeq, a predicted model, not a curated record